AUGGAUCGCAUCGAGCCCGCCGGGGGGGAUCAGGGGACGCAAUCCACAGAGCCCACCGAGUCUCCUCCUUCAAGGCCUGGCCCUUCCACUUUGCGCACACGAGGCGAUUCACGAACUCGACGACCGAGUAUUCGUUUGUCUCGGUUCCCAUCCAUCCCCUCACUAGACAACCUCAACCAACCGCAGGAGAGUCAGCCACCCACCGAACGACGUGCCAUCCGUUCCCCUCCUCCCAAUGAAGAAGAUGAAGCAUGGCUGGCUGGCCGAAGGCGCAGCAACUCGGAGCCAAACCCUGGACGGUGGUCAUCCCCUCAGCCGGAUGCGCUCUCACGGGUGGCGACUCCCAUGCGAAUGAUGCCGGUAAGCGAAGAAUCAGCACGCCCAAGUCUGUCGGCAACCUCUCCAGCGUCGAUGCUACCCGAACAAGAGACUGGCGCGAAUACUGAACUAUUUGAAUCGGAACAACCCGAGGCCCCUCCCGCAGUAGCGCGACCGGCGGGUCGGCUUCGGCGCACAAGCCAGGCUGCGUUGAAUCGCUUCUCGCGAAACCGCGCUUCGACGGUGACAGGUGCUCCACCAACAUUGGCUACGCAAGAAGAACAGCAACCAGCAAAUGAGUAUGGAUCUCAUGUAGUAGAUGUGCUGGACGUGAUCGACCCCGAGGUCUCUGCACUAUCCACUCUCACCAAUGUCCAGAACUCUUUGUUCAUUCCCAACUUGGGUGGAUUCAUCAAUCGCAUGCCCACCUAUAACAUCACGCGGCCACAAUAUUCCUCGGAUGAAGAGCAGGGAACUACAACGGAUGAGGGGGAGCUGUCCGAGGAGGCUAAGCUCAAGCAACGACCGAACUUGGAACAACUCCGCCCCUUCACGAGCAUGUCCUCUGUGUUGCGUGGUCCUCGCUAUGCUGUCCUUCCCGAAGGGCACGGGCUUGAAGGAUGGACCAAAGAAGACUUUGCCGAACUGAACGAUCACGUUCGACAUAUGCUUCACUCUCGGCGUUCCAGGUUCAAGCGGUCCAUGAAAGGAUUUGGCCAGUAUGUGCGGAAGCCCCUCGGUUUUCUUGUGACCCUCUACGCAACUUUGAUUACUCUGUUCGGUCUGGCUUGGGUACUUUUCUUGAUUGGCUGGAUCAAUGUCGGCGGAAAACAAUUGUAUGUCGUCAAUGUCAUUGACAACGUCUUGGUCGCCCUGUUUGCUAUUAUGGGUGACGGAUUAGCCCCAUUCCGAGCUGUCGAUACCUAUCAUAUGAGUUUCAUUGCCCACUACACAUUUUUGACUUGGAAGCUCCGCCAAAAGCGAGACUUGCCAGGCCUCAAGGACAAAAAUGAUCUUCCAUCCAAGCCGGAGAAAGACAUUGACGUGGAGUUUGGGGAUACGCCCAAAGAAGACGAACACGAGUUUUCCGUGCUCGAUGCCCGUCAACAGCUUCGAUUAAUGCACCACCAGAAAAAGUUCGCCAAAUCGCACACCUUCUACAAGCCCCACGAAACCUAUACUCACCACGCCUUUCCUCUACGCUUCCUGAUUGCUAUUGUUGUCAUCCUCGAUAUGCACUCACUGCUCCAGAUGGCUCUUGGUGCCUGUACCUGGAGUAUGGAAGACCCUGGAGCACGACCCUUCGCACUAACUACCGUCAUUCUCUGCUGCUCCAUCACUUGCAACAUCACUGGUGGUGUGCUUAUAAUGAUUGGUGACCGGCGGACGCGAAAGAAGGACGUUGUCGAACGGCUUUUCCGCCAGGAAUUGACCGAAGAAGCCAUGAAGAAGAUGGAAAAGAAGAAGGUCAAGGAGGAGCGUCGCAGUGCUCAGAUUGAGCGCUCCAGUGUCCAAAUUGAUCGCCCUAGCGCCCAGAUCGAGAGAAGCAGUGCUCAAAUCGAGCGCAAAAGCGCUCAGAUUGACCGACCAGAGCCAUACACCGCCACCUGA
Penicillium soppii is the source of this 1929-nucleotide messenger RNA. RefSeq names its product DUF2985 domain-containing protein. Bases 1 to 1929 code for a protein of 642 amino acids. The record is from RefSeq and is a predicted model, not a curated record. NCBI's taxonomy places the organism in Eukaryota, Fungi, Ascomycota, Eurotiomycetes, Eurotiales, Aspergillaceae. The transcript has 4 exons.